AUGGUCACAGAGACUUCCGUUCUGCCUACUACACCAAAAUCCCCUGCAAAAGAGAAGGCUUUAUGUCUUUUUGAGACUCCUCGAUCAUUCAGGCUACUGUUCAGGAAGAUCGGCAGUCAACUUGACCGUCAGUUAUUCGAAAUAGAGGCACAGAAGAAACGGAUAUCACUAUUGGAGCAUGAAAAUGAAGAAAUUAGACCUAAGAAACGUCGGAAAAUCACAUAUAACGGAAACGCUGAAUUCGCAAAGGUCGGAUAUAUUCAGAGUGCAAGAGAAAAGAUGUGGAAGGUUCUCCAACCCGUCAAAACCUCCAGGAAGGUCCAGCGAGUAAAACUCGAAGAUUUAUGUACUGAGUUCCAUUUGAAUAUUCACUAG
This is a messenger RNA of Fusarium poae, 375 nucleotides long. RefSeq lists its product as uncharacterized. Bases 1 to 375 code for a protein of 124 amino acids. Lineage: Eukaryota; Fungi; Ascomycota; Sordariomycetes; Hypocreales; Nectriaceae. The record is from RefSeq and is a predicted model, not a curated record. The transcript has 2 exons.